AUGUCUUCCUCCCACACCAACCAGGACUAUCGAGCAGGGCUGGCCCCUCGAUCCAUGCUCCGACCAACACAGAUGUUUCUUGAACAUGAAGAUAAAAUUUACCAUCGUGUUCAAGAAACACCUGACUCUAAAGGUGAGUCCGAUUUCGAGGAUUUCCCCAUGCGUGGCAGUUCCACUGAUCUCGUGGUCGUAAGACGCCGCGUUGAUAGGACUAUGGAACUGGGCGUCGACAUGUAUAGUCCCAUCACCGCGGGUGGUAACAGCGGUUGGGCACUCAUGUUCCACGAUCCAUUCUUCGGAUUGGCGUAUCGUUUUCGCAUGGCAGGCGGGCCAAGUAUGGGCGAACCCUGGAGGUUCGAGUUCGAAAUUAGAGAAAUUGGACAACCAAACACCUUUCCCACACCCACUAGACGUCACUUCAUCAGCAUGAUGCGAGAGCAUCAGUGUCAUCGAAUAUACGCCACUGCCAGAAGAACCCAAGGUCAGUUCUGCCAGCAAUGGGUCAUCGACGUGAUCCGUGACCUGGAGUCGCAGGGCCUAGUCCCACCAGGUAGGGCAACACAACUCUCAGAAUCCCUCGAGACCGAUCAAUACCCCAAUAUCCAAGUCUCGUACAAUGACCAACUGUCAACAAUCGAACAGGAAAGGGCCAGAUUUGGCGGCAACCUAUGGGUGUUCUUGACUUUUGGCGGCUCUCGCAGGAGAGUCAACGUACUAGACAGGAUUGAAGGUAGCUUCGUUCAACAGAUGCUGAGAAUGGGCCUGGACCUCGAUGUUCACAUUUGGUUAAAUGACCAAUUUGAUUAA
This is a messenger RNA of Fusarium venenatum, 807 nucleotides long. RefSeq lists its product as uncharacterized. The record is from RefSeq and is a predicted model, not a curated record. Lineage: Eukaryota; Fungi; Ascomycota; Sordariomycetes; Hypocreales; Nectriaceae.